Messenger RNA from Ustilaginoidea virens, 942 nucleotides. RefSeq lists its product as uncharacterized. Lineage: Eukaryota; Fungi; Ascomycota; Sordariomycetes; Hypocreales; Clavicipitaceae. The transcript has 2 exons. Bases 1 to 942 code for a protein of 313 amino acids. The record is from RefSeq and is a predicted model, not a curated record.
AUGGCCGAAUUCUCAUCCGCGUCCUACGAGAUCCUCUCGUCCAUGGGGCAGAGGGAUCGUUUAUUCGACGUCGAUCUCGACAGCGGCCUUGGCCGCAACCCAUCCGCCGUCCCUUUGCACCUCUCGAGGGUGCUGUACAUUCCGCGACAUAGCAUGCUCAAACUGCGCGUGUACGAGGCAGCAGCCCAGUACAGAAAAGCGGUUGACAGCUCACCGUUUGGAGGCGAGCAAGUUACCGGAAAGCCGUUGAUGGGAAGCAGGCUGUUCAAGACGAGAUUGAACACCCUUGAGCUGCCGAGCACAGAGGGUGGUCCUGCCGAGUACUCGGUUGAUCUCGACGUGGAAAAGAUCCGCGAUGGCGGAGACAUAUCUGCGACGUUCCGCGGUCAUCAAAGAAGCAGUGAAUCAGCCCCAGAAGUAAGCAUCAUGCUGCCCAUGUUGACAGACGUUUUCACCCUAUCCCUGAUGCUGGGGGUAGACAGCACCCGCAUAGAAAUGUCGACCACAUAUCCUCUGCCAGGCCUCAGGACCAACGCCGGCGUGAUUCGGUUCCCGUACUUCAGGUUCUCGCUUCCCGGGUGUGGCGUAUACGAGUGGCAGAUACACCCCCGAGACCAUGGAACCCUGCGAUAUACCCUGAUGCAGAUUCAGUUGGGCGGCGGAGACAAACGUUCCGAGGCGGACAGUGGCGACGGAAGCAUCAAGGCUAUCUACCACCAUAUCGGACAUGACAGAUCGUUGUUCUUGCACCAGAGCCAAGGCAUCUUGCUAUUGCCCGAGUUGAAGGAUGCGCGAGAUGGGCAGCUAGAGGCGGUCGUUGUCGCGAGCCUUGUUGGAUUGCUGUGGAGGAUAAGGGGGAUGGAGAUUCGGCACGACGACACGCAGUGCCAAGAGAAGACGGGGAAGAAGAGGACCUUGCUGAGAAGGGUGUUUGGGAGGUGA